CCAUUUUUCUGGCGCUGCCUCGGUGCAGGUUGCGCGUUGCUGGGAUCUGCGCUAGAGGAACGUCGUGUCUGCUGUCGGCUGUGCCAGGCCUGUGCUCUCGGGCACUCGGAGGCCGAAUCUGGUCAAGAAGACAUUUGAAUCAUGGGUGACGUUAAAAAUUUUCUCUAUGCCUGGUGUGGCAAAAGGAAGAUGACCCCAGCCUAUGAAAUUAGAGCUGUGGGGAACAAAAACAGGCAGAAGUUCAUGUGUGAGGUUCGAGUGGAAGGAUAUAAUUACACUGGCAUGGGCAAUUCCACCAAUAAAAAAGAUGCUCAGAGCAAUGCAGCCAGAGACUUUGUUAACUAUUUGGUCCGAAUCAAUGAAAUAAAAAGUGAAGAAGUGCCAGCUAUGGGGGUAGCACCCCCUCCGCCAAUACUCGCUGAUUCACCUAACUCCACAGCAAACACUGCUGGGGGGGGUGUAUCAACAACCAUGGGAGGGCCUCUUCCUCCACAUCUGGCUCUCAAGUCAGAAAAUAAUUCUGGAACUGAGACCUCUGACGUAGAUAAUCCUGAGUCUACCUGGGACCGGUCAGUUGCCAUGAAGGAUUAUUACUCCAUAAAGGAGGAGCAGGAAGUACAAGCGACUCUAGAAUCAGAAGAAGUGGAUCUGAAUGCUGGGCUUCAUGGCAAUUGGACCUUGGAAAAUGCUAAGGCUCGUCUGAACCAGUAUUUUCAAAAAGAAAAGAUCCAAGGAGAAUAUAAGUACACCCAAGUGGGUCCUGAUCACAACAGGAGCUUUAUUGCAGAAAUGACCAUUUAUAUCAAGCAAGUAGGCAGAAGGAUAUUUGCACGUGAACAUGGAUCAAAUAAAAAACUGGCCGCACAGUCCUGUGCCCUGUCACUGGUCAGACAACUCUACCAUCUUGGAGUGGUUGAAGCUUAUUCUGGACUUACAAAGAAGAAAGAAGGAGAGACGGUGGAGCCGUACAAAGUUAACCUCUCUCAAGAUUUAGAGCAUCAGCUGCAAAACGUUGUUCAAGAACUAAAUCUUGAAAUCACACCCCCACCUGAAGAUCCUGCCAUUCCUGUUGCUCUCAAUCUUGGCAAGUUGGCUCAGUUUGAGCCAGCUCAACGACAAAACCAGAUUGGGGUUGUUCCUUGGUCACCUCCACAGUCUAACUGGAAUCCUUGGACUAGUAGCAACAUAGAUGAGGGACCCCUUGCUUAUGCUACUCCAGAGCAGAUAAGCAUGGAUCUUAAGAAUGAGUUAAUGUAUCAGCUGGAGCAGGAUCACGAGUUGCAAGCAAUACUGCAGGAGAGAGAGUUACUGCCUGUAAAGAAAUUUGAAAAUGAAAUCCUUGAUGCAAUCAGUGAAAACUCCGUGGUCAUCAUCCGAGGUGCUACUGGCUGUGGUAAAACCACACAGGUUCCUCAGUUUAUUUUGGAUGAUUAUAUACAGAAUGACCAUGCUGCGGAGUGUAAUAUUGUGGUGACUCAGCCCAGGAGAAUUAGUGCUGUUUCUGUGGCAGAGCGAGUUGCUUACGAACGAGGAGAAGAGCCUGGGAAAAGCUGUGGCUACAGUGUUCGAUUCGAGUCUAUACUUCCCCGCCCUCAUGCCAGUAUAAUGUUUUGCACUGUAGGUGUGCUCCUAAGAAAAUUGGAAGCAGGCAUUCGAGGAAUCAGUCACGUUAUUGUAGAUGAAAUACACGAAAGAGACAUAAAUACUGACUUCCUUCUAGUAGUGCUGCGUGAUGUGGUUCAGGCUUACCCAGAAGUUCGGAUUGUUCUCAUGUCUGCUACUAUUGAUACCACCAUGUUCUGUGAAUAUUUCUUUAAUUGUCCCAUCAUUGAAGUGUAUGGGAGGACAUUUCCAGUUCAAGAAUACUUUUUGGAAGACUGUAUUCAGAUGACCCAAUUUGUGCCUCCCCCAAAGGAGAAGAAGAAGAAAGAGAAGGAUGAUGACGGUGGUGAGGAUGAUGAUACAAAUUGCAACCUGAUCUGCGGUGAUGAAUACGGACCCGACACAAGGUUGAGCAUGUCUCAGCUGAAUGAAAAGGAGACGCCUUUUGAACUCAUUGAAGCACUGCUGAUAUACAUCGAGACCCUUAAUGUUCCUGGAGCUGUGUUGGUUUUCCUGCCUGGCUGGAAUUUGAUUUACACUAUGCAGAAACAUUUAGAAAUGAACCCACACUUCGGAAGCCAAAGGUACCAGAUUCUACCUCUGCAUUCUCAGAUUCCCCGAGAGGAACAGCGUAAAGUAUUUGACCCAGUACCAGAUGGAGUAACCAAGGUUAUUUUGUCCACAAAUAUUGCUGAGACGAGCAUUACCAUAAAUGACGUUGUUUAUGUCAUUGACUCUUGCAAGCAGAAGGUCAAGCUGUUCACUGCUCAUAACAACAUGACCAACUAUGCCACUGUGUGGGCAUCCAAAACCAACCUGGAGCAGCGGAAAGGACGAGCUGGCCGAGUGCGACCUGGGUUCUGCUUUCACCUCUGUAGCCGAGCUCGCUUUGAGAGACUCGAAACCCACAUGACACCAGAGAUGUUCCGCACACCACUGCAUGAAAUUGCUCUGAGUAUAAAACUUCUGCGACUAGGAGGAAUCGGUCAAUUCCUGGCCAAGGCAAUAGAGCCUCCACCUUUGGAUGCUGUGAUUGAAGCAGAACACACUCUUAGAGAGCUCGAUGCUUUAGAUGCCAAUGACGAAUUGACUCCUCUAGGACGAAUCCUGGCUAAACUUCCUAUUGAGCCUCGUUUUGGCAAAAUGAUGAUAAUGGGGUGUAUUUUCUAUGUGGGGGAUGCUGUCUGCACUAUUUCUGCUGCCACAUGCUUUCCUGAACCAUUCAUCAGCGAAGGGAAACGACUUGGUUAUAUCCAUCGAAAUUUUGCUGGAAACAGGUUUUCUGACCAUGUGGCUCUUUUGUCAGUGUUCCAGGCUUGGGACGAUGCUAGAAUGGGUGGUGAAGAAGCAGAAAUUCGUUUUUGUGAACACAAAAGACUCAACAUGGCUACAUUAAGAAUGACCUGGGAAGCCAAAGUUCAACUCAAAGAAAUUCUGAUAAAUUCUGGGUUUCCAGAAGAUUGCUUAUUGACACAAGUAUUUACUAACACUGGACCAGACAAUAAUUUAGAUGUUGUCAUCUCUCUUCUGGCCUUUGGAGUAUACCCUAAUGUGUGCUAUCAUAAGGAAAAAAGAAAGAUCCUUACCACCGAAGGGCGUAAUGCGCUUAUCCACAAGUCGUCUGUUAACUGUCCCUUUAGCAGCCAAGACACGAAGUACCCAUCUCCCUUCUUUGUAUUUGGUGAAAAGAUUCGAACCCGGGCCAUCUCAGCUAAAGGCAUGACCUUAGUCACUCCUUUGCAGUUGCUUCUCUUUGCCUCCAAGAAAGUCCAGUCUGAUGGACAGAUCGUGUUUGUAGAUGACUGGAUCAGACUGCAAAUUUCUCAUGAGGCUGCUGCCUGUAUCACUGCUCUCCGGGCUGCCAUGGAGGCUCUGGUUGUGGAAGUAACCAAGCAGCCUAGUAUUAUCAGCCAGUUGGACCCUGUGAAUGAACGUAUGCUGAAUAUGAUCCGUCAGAUCUCUCGACCCUCAGCUGCUGGUAUCAACCUUAUGAUUGGUGCUGCACGAUAUGGAGAUGGUCCACGUCCUCCCAAGAUGGCCCGAUAUGACAACGGCAGUGGGUACAGAAGAGGAUCUAGCUAUAGCGGUGGAGGUUAUGGCACCGGAGGCUACGGCAUUGGAGGCUAUGGAGGAGGCAGAGGCUAUGGCGGCGGCGGUGGUGUGGGUGGUUACCGUGGCAGCAACUAUGGUGGUGGCCCUGACUCUUUUAGGGGAGGUUAUCGUGGAGGUGGUGGAGGCUAUCGUGGGGCUCCCCGUGGUGGUUUCGGUGGUGGCUCAGUAGGAGACUUCAGAGGGUCUGGCGGAGGGGGCUUCCGUGGAGGUAGGGGCUUCCAGCAAGGAGGUAGAGGAGGUGGUUUUGGGGGUGGGGGUGGCUUUGGCGGCGGAGGUGGCGGCUUUGGGGGCGGUGGCUUUGGAGGUGGAUAUUUUGGACAAGGAAGAGGUGGUGGAGGCUAUUAAAGCUUAGUUAUGUCAGUACCUCUGCAGACAAGGGAAAAAUGCAUGCUACCUACUUUCCAGAGUUGAUUCUUCUGCUAAGUAAGCCCGUUUUCCAUUCAUUCUGUUUCCUUGUAACUUAAGGAAACAAGGCAUAGGUUAGUGAUUUUUGUUUAUAUUAUGUAAAGUGUAAUGAUCUACAAUAAAAGUACCAGUUUGUAUUUUUUUUUCUUUAAGGAGUAAAGAUUUGCUUUUAAAAAUUAACUCGAUAUUUUCUUGGCUUUUGUUUAACACAAUAGAAAAUAAAGUAUUACACUGAAUACUAAGUUAAUUGUUGAUCCUAAACAUUAGAGGAACUUUACAGUGGCAUUUACACAUGUUUGUUUUACACAUUAGAGGGAAAAGUUGUGUUUUCUCUUUUGGAAUUAGACCUAGUGAUGUUAUUGUUUGCAGUGAUGGGAAUGAAUAACUUUGGAAUUGAAGUUGUACCAGCGUAAAUACUGACCAUUGCCAUUGAUGUGGGCCAUUACACCUGAAUAAAUGAUUUUUGAUCUAGGGCUGAA
Erinaceus europaeus (western European hedgehog) is the source of this 4598-nucleotide messenger RNA. It is a transcript of the gene DHX9, whose product is annotated as DExH-box helicase 9. Lineage: Eukaryota; Metazoa; Chordata; Mammalia; Eulipotyphla; Erinaceidae. Gene Ontology annotation, biological process: positive regulation of transcription by RNA polymerase II; regulation of mRNA processing. Gene Ontology annotation, molecular function: 3'-5' DNA helicase activity; ATP binding; 3'-5' DNA/RNA helicase activity. Gene Ontology annotation, cellular component: nucleolus; ribonucleoprotein complex; intracellular anatomical structure. The record is from RefSeq and is a predicted model, not a curated record. The coding region runs from base 142 to 4059 and encodes 1305 amino acids. The transcript is spliced from 28 exons.